Cyprinodon tularosa is the source of this 677-nucleotide messenger RNA. Its product is annotated as protein Bouncer-like. The record is from RefSeq and is a predicted model, not a curated record. The transcript is spliced from 3 exons. The coding region runs from base 283 to 654 and encodes 123 amino acids. NCBI's taxonomy places the organism in Eukaryota, Metazoa, Chordata, Actinopteri, Cyprinodontiformes, Cyprinodontidae.
UUCAAUAAAUGUUCUCUGGGCUCCUCGGAGCGCAGAACAUAGAAGUAGCAUUUGGUUGAAAUAAAGACGGUUAAUUGAAUAUUCAGCAGGAAGCAGAGCUGCUGCAGCUGCUGAUCUCAGAGCAGAACAUCAGGAGAUGAACCUUCAGAUCCGUGCUGGACUCAGCUGAUCGGUUCACUGCUGGUUCUCUGGGUUCGAUACGCUGACAGCUGCUGGGACACGGAGAGGUGAGGAUCCGGAGGAACAAGAACCCCCCCCCCGGUGAUCCAGGAGCUACCAGCCAUGAAUAAACUUCUCUACCUUCUGCUCCUGAUCUGCUGCCCUCCAGCUGUGGCCUCCCUCUUCUGCUACACCUGCGUGUUUCCGGCCGUCUCUCCUCUGGACUGCAUCCGGUUCCCUCUGCGCUGCCCCCCCGGGCAGCUCUGCCUGUCCAGCAGGGCGGUGGGACAGAAAGGUGACUUCCAGGUGGUUCUGUAUGAGAAGAGCUGCGUCCUGCCGUCCCUGUGUGGCGUCAGGGGGGAGAGGUUCGCUCUGGGCCUGAACUUUACCUUCACCAACCAAUGCUGCCGCACUCACCUGUGCAACACAGCUGCCGCCCCCCCAUCGCCCCCCCUCUGGACGGCCCUGCUGCUCCCCCUGCUGGCGCUGCGCUGAACACUCAACAUCACUCAGUUUUU